GGCUUCCACCAUCAACUUCCGGUGUGCCGGGCGGGCGCGGGAUUGAGGCGAGGGCUGUCCGCUGCAGUGAGGGACGGCCAUGCCCCCCAAGGCGGCCGACAAGCGCCGGCAGGGCCAAGGUGGACCUUCAGGAGGAAAGGCGGGAAAAGCUGGUAAAGGUAAAAAAAGGGAUGAAGAUGAAUUUCCUGAAGCGGGAGAGGACUGGCCGGCUCCAGUCAGAUCCCCAGAUCAGCUGGAGCUGACUGAAGCUGAAUUAAAACAGGAAAUUACACGUACCUUGACAGCUGAUAAUCCCCAUGUUCCCCGGGAUAUUGUCAGAUUCAACUUUAAAGAACGAGCAUACAAGCUAGUGGACGAUAUGGAUCAAACAGCCGUUCACUUUACUCUGAAUGGAUAUUUGAUACAUAAAGAUUCAGAUGAAGGCAGACGCCAGAGUAUCAGAUCAAGCACUGAAGCAGAAGAGACUCCUGCUGAGGAGGAAGAGGCUCCUGUGGAGGCUGCUGCUGAGCCAACUGAAGAGGGAGAGACUAAAGAUGAAGAACCCACAGAAGAAGCUGAGGCUGAAGGAGAGGGAGAGGGAGAGGGAGAGGGAGGAGGAGAAGGAGAGGGAGAAGGGGAAAAAGAACCUCAAGUCUCUGAGGCAGUAGAGGAAGAGCCUCCUCCCCAAAAAGCACCAGAAAGGAAGCUUGCAAACCAGUUCAACUUCAUUGAGAGAGGUUCGACUACGUACCACUAUCCUCUGCGGGAAAAAGGAUUGCAGACUGACCCUGCACCUUUUGAAACUUUCUCAGAGAAUGUUAACCUGUGGUUUAUCUAUGAUUCCUAUGUGGAGGAACUUGAGAGAAUGGAAAAAGCAAAAGAGAAAGAAAAAGCAAAACCUGUGGCAGUAAAGAAAGAAGAUCAGAAAACUGGAAGAAAGUUAUCCUACGUGGAGCCACCGCACGUUGAUUCUCUAAGCAAGGUGGCAAAGGCUGCUAAAAUAGCGGAACGGAUGGUGAAUCUGAACACAUAUGAUGACAUUGCACAAGAUUUUAAAUAUUUUGAGGAUGCAUCAGAUGAAUACAGAGGCCAGAAAGGAACUCUCCUCCCACUCUGGAAGUUCCAGUAUGAAAAAACCAAGAAACUUGCAGUUACUGCCCUCUCCUGGAAUCCAAAGUACAAGGACCUAUUUGCAGUGGGGUAUGGUUCUUAUGACUUCAUGAAGCAGGGCCACGGCAUGCUCCUGCUCUACACACUGAAGAACCCCUCCUUCCCAGAGUAUUCCUUCAGCAGUGAGAGUGGUGUCAUGUGCCUGGACUUCCACAGUGACCACCCCCACCUCCUGGCAGUGGGCUUCUACGACGGCAACGUGGCCAUCUACAACCUGAAGAAGGCAAGCCCCCAGCCCAGCUACAAGAGUGGUGCUAAGUCAGGAAAGCACACAGAGCCAGUGUGGCAGGUCAAGUGGCAGAAGGAUGACAUGGACGGCAAUCGCAACUUCUUCUCUGUCUCCUCGGAUGGGCGGAUUGUUUCAUGGACUUUAGUUAAGAAUGAGCUGGUUCACAUGGAUGUCAUCAAGCUGUCAGCAGAUGAAACAACGAUGCAGGGGCCAGAGGGGCUGCAGCUGCAAACACUUGGCAGUGGGAUAUCCUUUGAUUUUCACAAAAAGAUAGACUACUUGUUUCUCGUUGGUACUGAAGAGGGCAAGAUCUAUAAGUGUUCAAAAAGUUAUUCAAGCCAGUUUCUGGAUGUGUUUGAAGCCCAUCACAUGGCUGUGGACACAGUCAGCUGGAAUCCCUUCCAUUUGAAAGUUUUCAUUUCCUGCAGCUCUGACUGGACGGUCAAGAUCUGGGAUCACACUGUCAAGUAGGUCCUGCUGGGUCCUGGUGUGGGUGGGGAGAGAUGCUCUUGCCUAAUUAAUCCCUUUUGUGUUCCUUGUUUUUUUUUCCCCCAGGCCCAUGUGUUUGAUCUGAACGUUAAUAAGCUUGAGCCUCUCUGCACCCAGCUAGUCGUGACCCGGAAGAAAAAUAAAACAACACACGUGCAGUUUAAUCCUGCUGAUCCUGUUAUCAUUGUUGGAGAUGAACGAGGCCUCAUCACCUGCUUGAAGCUCUCUCCCAAUCUGCGCAAGAAGCCCAAGGAGAAGAAAGGCCAGGAGACAAAGAAAGGUCCCGAGGAGGAAAUAGCGAAACUGGAGAAGCUGCUUAGCCUGGUGAGACAGCCAGGGAGCAAAGAAGAGCAGUGAGAGGGGGGAAUGAUGACUCUGUGGCAGCCUCUGACCAAACAAGCUCGGCUUUGAUCGGUGGCUGCUUGGCAUGCAAGCCACGGGCCCCUGCUGCCCACUUUUUGCACAGCAGGAACACUUUUCCUCUAUG
Molecule: messenger RNA, 2354 nt
Organism: Serinus canaria (Common canary)
Lineage: Eukaryota; Metazoa; Chordata; Aves; Passeriformes; Fringillidae
Gene: DNAI1
Product: dynein axonemal intermediate chain 1
Exons: 19
Biological process (GO): cilium movement; outer dynein arm assembly
Cellular component (GO): outer dynein arm
Molecular function (GO): dynein heavy chain binding; dynein light chain binding
Source: RefSeq, a predicted model, not a curated record